This is a messenger RNA of Exophiala dermatitidis NIH/UT8656, 1842 nucleotides long. RefSeq names its product Ca2+:H+ antiporter. Gene Ontology annotation, cellular component: fungal-type vacuole membrane. The record is from RefSeq and is a predicted model, not a curated record. The transcript is spliced from 2 exons. Lineage: Eukaryota; Fungi; Ascomycota; Eurotiomycetes; Chaetothyriales; Herpotrichiellaceae. Bases 1 to 1842 code for a protein of 613 amino acids. Gene Ontology annotation, biological process: intracellular calcium ion homeostasis; calcium ion transmembrane transport. Gene Ontology annotation, molecular function: calcium:proton antiporter activity.
AUGCACAAAUACCGCCGGCAGGCGAAGUAUGCCGCCUGGUAUGACGACCGAAACGAGGGCUCACGUUCCAGCAAACUCAACCCUUUUGCGAAAUGGAGGCCUCCCAAUCCUCGAGCCAACACGGUGAGCGCAAUCGAAAAUGGCCACGGACCCGGACCGAGAACAAGCGCGGGCGAAGGUGGUGGUUCUCCUCUACAGCAAACUGUCACGGAUCACCCGUACGAUUAUACAUCGUCAACGGCCGAACGAAACCGUGAGACAGAUGCACACACUUCGCCACGGCAUGCGGUGACAGACCCAAAUGUUCGGUCAGGCACAAGAUCGUACCCACCAGGAGAUGCCCUCAAAAUCCCGCGGUCUAACAGUCCCGUUUCAGCCAUCCAAGAAGAUUCUCCGCAAGAGAAGAAGGUCGAAGAUGGCAAGAGUAGUGAAACUUUCACGAAUGGCACGCACGUCAACUCACAUGAUAGCAAUCCUGUUCGGAAUCGGGCCAACGGCGAGAAGCCGGAGAAACAUGGGCUGGGCAAGCUCUUUGGCAAGAAAACUGAGGACCUGGACGACAACAAUGGCAAGAACAAGACCAAAUUUACUGCUUGGAGUCAGCUCCACGCCACGCUAUUCAAUUCAUGGAUCAACGUCCUUCUCAUCUUCUCUCCUGUCGGUAUCGCUGUAUACUACGCUGGAGUCAAUAAAGUGGCUGUUUUCGUCAUCAACUUUAUCGCCAUCAUUCCUCUGGCAGCUAUGUUGAGCUAUGCGACCGAAGAAAUCGCGCUUCGAACGGGGGAAGUUAUUGGUGGCUUACUCAAUGCAUCCUUUGGUAACGCCGUUGAGUUGAUUGUCUCGAUCAUUGCCCUGGCAAAAGACCAAGUUCUAAUCGUCCAAACAUCUCUCAUUGGCAGUAUGCUGUCCAACCUGUUGCUGGUCAUGGGCAUGUGCUUCUUCUUUGGUGGCAUCAACCGCAUCGAGCAGGCCUUCAAUAUGACUGUUGCGCAGACAGCGUCUAGUCUGCUUUUCCUGGCUGUGAGCAGUCUGAUUAUUCCAACUGCCUUCGAGCAGUGGGCCAGAACGGGUUCCAGCAACAACAGCACCGAAAAUCCAAAGCCGGGCGUGGCCGAUUUGAGCAGAGGAACAGCCAUACUUCUCCUGGUCGUCUACGCCUGCUACCUUUUCUUUCAACUCAAGAGUCACGCCAAGAUGUAUAACAAACCAAGCGAGAAGAACGAGACUCGGGAUGUUGGUGCAAGGUUCAAGAAUGCCGUUCUGCCGGAAAGAUUUCGUCGGCAGACCCCCGAAGAACGAGAAGCGGCCUCUCCCGAGCCAGUUGAUGAAGGGCCAGAGGAGCCUCAGCUCUCCAUUAUGGUUGCCCUUCUGACCUUGGCCAUAUCCACGGUUCUAGUAGCAUUGAAUGCCGAGUAUCUGGUUGACUCGAUCGACUCCAUCACCUGCGGUGGCGGCAUUUCCAAGAACUUUGUCGGUCUCAUUUUAUUGCCCAUCGUUGGCAAUGCCGCGGAGCACGCAACGGCCGUCACAGUGGCGGUCAAGGACAAAAUGGACCUGGCGAUCGGCGUGGCCGUAGGAUCCAGCAUGCAGAUUGCCCUUCUCGUCUUGCCUCUGGUCGUGGUUCUUGGCUGGAUCAUCGGUAAAGACGACAUGACAUUGUUCUUCGAUGGAUUCCAGAUUGCGGUCUUGUUCGUCGCCGUUUUGCUCGUCAACUAUCUCAUUCAGGAUGGCAAGUCUCAUUGGCUGGAAGGCGUCUUAUUGAUGAUCUUGUACAUCAUCAUUGCAGUGGCUGCUUGGUUCUACCCGACUGCUCCAGGUUUGAGCGACUGCCCUGGUGCAUAA